AUGGAAGGGGGCGGCGUGAGCCACCACCGCCCGGGGCUCGCGCUGCUGCUCUUCGGCACGGCGUGUCGUGCGUGCCGCCGGCUCGAAACCGUGCAGCGGGCUCAGCGGCGCGUUGCGAGGCAGAAGGGUCGCCGCUGGCUCGGAACGACGACGACGACGAUGAUGGGAAGAAACGGCGGCAGCAGCCGCAGCAGCGACAGCGUGGCCGGUGUGGACGAACUGACGCGCAGGCCGGCCAAGUUCAUACCCGACUACCUCGUGCCCAUGCCGUCGCACCUCCUGACGACGACACUGUCCGACCUCCUCGCGCCCAGUACAGCAGAAACGGCACCAUCAUCCUCUAAAGCAUCCUCAUCAUCAUCGUCACCACCAUGGCGCCCGCCCACCACCACCGCCGCCGUCCAGCAGCACCCCCCGCGUCCCCUCCCGCAGGGCCACCACCUCGUCUACUUUCCCAUCCAGACGGCCCCCUCGCUCCUCGCCCGCGGCGACGGCGCGGACCCAGACCACGUGCCGCCGCCGCCGGAUGGGGGCGCCACCCCGUUCGCACGCCGCAUGUGGGCCGGCGGCGAGGUGCUCUUCGCGCCCGGGUGGCGGAGGAGGCUGCUGCUCGACGGGCGGGCGUGGGCGUGCGAGGAGCGCGUCGAGAGCGUCGACGUAAAGGGCCCGCCUGGCGCGGAGAAGGUGUUUGUCGACGUGUGGCGGCGGUACGGCGUCGGCCAUCAUCGCAGUGGUGGCGGCGGCGGCGGCGGCGGCGCGCAGCAGCAGCAGCAGGAGGAGGAGGCCGAGGGCGAGGGUGCUGCCGCUGGAGAACGUGCGUGGGAUAUCCAGGAGCGGAGGACGUUGGUGUUUAUGCGCAACGACGAGGGCAAGACGGCGGCGGCGACGGCGGCGACGCCUCGCCGGCCGAUUAAAUUCCCCCAUCCCGCGACCUACGCCGUGUCCCUCACGCCCACGCCCACGCACCUCUUCCACUUCUCCGCGCUGACGUUCAACGCGCACGCCAUCCACCUGGACCCCGGGUACGCGCGACACACCGACGGCCACCGCGGGCUGCUGGUCCACGGGCCGCUCUCGCUCGCGCUGAUGCUGCGCGUGCUGGCCGAGCAGACUGGCGGCAGCGGUGGUGGUGGUGGUGACAUCAGGGGCAGUGGCGAUGGUGCUGGUGCUGAUGAUGCCAUCGGCAACGUGCGCCGCAUCGCGUACAGAAACUACGCGCCGCUGUACGCCGACGAGCCCAUGACGGUGUGCGUGCGCCGGCCCGCCGCCGCCGGCCCCGGCUCCUCCUCCUCCUCCUCCUCCUGGGACGUGUGGGUGGAGGGCCCGGAUGGGGGCCUGGCGGUCAAGGGCACGGCGGAGAUGGAGACGAUGGACUGA
This is a messenger RNA of Purpureocillium takamizusanense, 1377 nucleotides long. RefSeq lists its product as uncharacterized. Gene Ontology annotation, cellular component: mitochondrion. The transcript is spliced from 2 exons. The record is from RefSeq and is a predicted model, not a curated record. Bases 1 to 1377 code for a protein of 458 amino acids. NCBI's taxonomy places the organism in Eukaryota, Fungi, Ascomycota, Sordariomycetes, Hypocreales, Ophiocordycipitaceae. Gene Ontology annotation, molecular function: (3R)-hydroxyacyl-[acyl-carrier-protein] dehydratase activity.